Molecule: messenger RNA, 2267 nt
Organism: Pogonomyrmex barbatus (red harvester ant)
Lineage: Eukaryota; Metazoa; Arthropoda; Insecta; Hymenoptera; Formicidae
Product: tetratricopeptide repeat domain 30
Biological process (GO): intraciliary transport
Cellular component (GO): intraciliary transport particle B; axonemal microtubule
Molecular function (GO): protein binding; intraciliary transport particle B binding
Source: RefSeq, a predicted model, not a curated record
AUUGAAUAAGGCAUCUUGCAAAAUAUUCACAUUAUUAAUAAUGAAAAUAUAAAUGGACUGAUUUUAAAACUUGCACUAUUCCUUAAUGUUGUUUCCUUGGUAACGAGUUUUGCUUUGUGUCAAAACAAUAUGCAUGAAUGCACAUGUUGAGUGUGGUACAUGUGAUAUAACCCACUGUAAAGCAAAAGAAUAUUAUUUAUUAAAGUUUUGUGGUUCAUUAUUGUAAUUCUCGUUAUGUCUACAUUUAUAGAAAACGUGCAUAUAAAAGAUGGAGAAUACACUAAAAUAAUAUAUAAUAUGAUAAAGGAACAGCGAUACACUGAAACUAUUAAAAUCUUGCUAAAUCUUUUAGAUUCUCAUCCUAAUUCUAGACCUUGUUUGUCUCUUCUGGCCCAUUGUUACUUUUACACGCAAGAUUUCAUGGCCGCAGCUCAAUGUUACGAGAAACUGGUUCAACUGUGUCCAGAGGAGAAUCUUUAUAAGCUCUACUAUGCUCAGUCUUUGCAUCAAGCUUGUAUGUUCCCGGAAGCAUGGACGAUCUGUUCGAGCAUCAUCAAUCAAAGUAAUAUGGAAUUCAAGAUAAAAAAGCUGCAGGCAGCUAUAAAAUAUGGACAGGAAGAUAUGGUAGCUGCGAAGAAUCUCGUGGAUCAAUGUCCCGCUGACGAUGUGGAUACAGAAAUCAACUUGGGGUGUCUCUUAUACAAGGAGGAGCAGUACGAGCAAGCUCUCAAGAAAUUUGCAAAUGCAUUGCAGAUCGCGGGAUUUAGGCCUCAUUUAUCAUAUAACGUUGCUCUUUGCUACUUCAAACUGAAAGAGUACGCAGCGUCGUUAAAGCACAUUGCCAGUAUUAUCGAGCACGGUAUAAGGGAACAUCCAGAAUUGAGCGUAGGCAUGGCCACCGAGGGUAUCGAAGUUCGAAGCGUUGGGAAUACAUUGACUCUGCACGAGACAGCUCUGACAGAGGCGUUCAAUCUGAAAGCUGCUAUCGAGUACCAAUUGCAAAAUUAUGACGCAGCGAAGGAGGCGUUAACGGAUAUGCCGCCACGUUCCGAAGAGGAGCUCGAUGCCGUUACUUUACAUAAUCAGGCAUUAAUAAAUAUGGAUACAAAACCGAGUGAAGGUUUCGAGAAACUACAGUUUCUGCUACAGCAGAAUCCCUUCCCACCUGAGACCUUCGCCAACCUGUUACUUCUAUAUUGUAAAUAUCAAUAUUACGAUCUUGCCGCUGAUGUUUUGGCCGAAAAUGUACAUCUGACUUAUAAAUAUCUGACGCCGUAUCUGUAUGAUUUUUUGGACGCACUAAUAACACAACAAACUUCGCCGGAGGAGGCAUAUCGCAAAUUCGAUGAUCUCGCUAAUAAACAUACGGAAACACUUCGCAAGGCGACUAAGCAGGUUCAAGAAGCGAGGCUAAAUCACGAUGAUAACGCCGUGAAGAAGGCUGUUAACGAUUAUGAGGAGGCUCUCGAUAGAUAUGUUCCCGUGUUAAUGGCGCAAGCAAAGAUUUACUGGGACCUGGAGAACUACACUCAAGUGGAGAAGAUCUUCAAGAAGAGCGUCGAAUUCUGUAAUGAACACGAUGUAUGGAAACUCAAUGUGGCUCAUACGCUGUUUAUGCAGGAAAACAAAUUUAAGGAUGCGACGCGUUUUUACGAACCGAUCGUCAAGAAGAAAUAUGACAACAUCUUGGAUGUGAGCGCUAUAGUCCUCGCAAAUCUUUGCGUCAGCUACAUCAUGACUUCGCAGAACGCGGAAGCCGAGGAGUUGAUGAAAAAAAUCGAGAAAGAGGAGGAGGCGAUAUCUUUUGAGGAUCAAGACAAGAAGCUCUUUCACUUGUGCAUCGUGAACUUGGUAAUCGGGACGUUGUAUUGUUCCAAGGGUAACUACGAGUUCGGCAUAUCGCGAGUGAUGAAGAGCUUGGAGCCGUAUAACAAAAAACUCGGCACUGACACUUGGUUCUACGCAAAGAGAUGUUUUCUGUCGCUUCUGGAACAAUUGGCGAAACAACUAGUAGUCCUGAAGGAUUCCACAUUACAAGAAUGCAUCCAAUUUCUGGAGCACUGUGAAGUUUACGGCAAGGACAUAAUGACGGUGAUAGAUCAACCGUUCGACAUACAGGACAUGCUAAAUGUUUCACCUCAGGGCAAACGGACGGUCGUCUACGAAGCGCGGUAUCUAAAGGCGUUAUUCUUGAAGCUGCAAAUGUCUUAAAUUCAUAUACGUAAAGAAGGACUUGUAUAUAUUAUUAUAUACAAUUUAUUUGGCAA